UGGAGCCAAGGAAAGUCGUACUUGUGACCCAUAAGCAUCAUGACGAGGAAGGUGUCAACGCGAGAAAUAACCCAACAUGCCCAAGCGGAUGAUAUCUGGAUUGUGGUGAAUGGCAAGGUCUACGAUGUAACUACCUUCGCACCAGAGCAUCCUGGUGGUGCAGACGUCAUUUACCAUUUUGCUGGUCGGGAUGCGUCCGAAAAAUACAAUAGCACUCACUCCCCCGCAUUGAUCAAGGAUAUUGAUGACCGGAUCAUUGGGGAUCUGGAUACAGCAACUCUGACCAAAGAAUGGAGCCAAGCGGACGAAAUGCCCAAAUCGGCAAGGUCCGACUCGGAAGAUGAUCGGAAACCACCCCUUGAAGAGAUCCUCAACCUGGAUGAUUUCGAGCAGGUCGCGAGGAAGACGUUCAGUCCCAAGUCAUGGGCGUACAACAGCGGUGCGGCUAAUGACUGCUUUACACGAGAUGCCAACCGGGAAUUAUUUCGGAACAUCUGGCUACGACCGGCGAUCAUGCGGGAUGUAUCCGCAGUCAAAACGCAGUCGACGCUUUUUGGAUGCCAUCUCGACAUCCCGGUAUACAUCUCGCCCGUUGGUGCAGCCAAAACGAGCCACCAGGAAGGAGAGCUACCUCUUGCCAGAGCGGCUGCUGUGUCGGGGAUUAUACACUGCAUUUCUACCAUGUCGUCAUACUCUCUGGCAGAAAUCCUCGAGAAAACGCCUCAACAGGCAUUUUACCAGUUGUACAUAAACAAAGAUCGCUCCAAAACAGAAGGUCUGGUGCGACAAGCGGAAAGAACAGGGAAAGUGAAGGCCCUCUUUGUGACUGCAGAUCUACCAGUCAUGUCAAAACGCGAGGCGGAUGAACGAAUCAAACCUGAGGGGAGUACCACCAUGAUCAACGUGACGAAGGAUAUUAAGCCCACUGGCAAAAAGAAUGCCGGUCUUGCUAAAUCCAACAGUUCUUUCAUCGAUUCGACUCUGAACUGGGAGGACCUGCGCUGGCUGCGGAGUAUCUCUAACCUUCCUAUUGUACUCAAGGGUGUUCAACGUGCAGAGGACGCUCAGAUCGCGAUGCGAGUCGGAUUUGAUGGAAUCGUCAUCAGCAACCACGGCGGUCGAGGUGCUGAUACUGCACCACCGUCUAUUCUUAUUCUACUGGAAAUCCAUCGCUACUGUCCUGAGGUAUUUGGCAAAAUGAAGGUCCUUGUCGAUGGCGGUUUCCGCCGUGGCUCAGAUAUCGUGAAGGCCAUCUGCUUAGGGGCAUCGGCGGUAGGUCUGGGAAGACCAUUUGCCUUUGCUCUGAAUUACGGUCAAGAGGGAAUUGAACAUGCUGCGAGCUUGAUCAAAGAGGAAAUUGAAACAGCCACCCAAUUGGUUGGCAUGACAGAUUUGAUGCAGGAUGCAAGUCCAGUUUACAUCAAUACGGCUGGGAUAGACCCUCUACUGCCUCCAAAUUAUGGUCUUUCUAUCAGGGAUGCUAUUGGGCGAACGAACAAACUGUAA
Molecule: messenger RNA, 1506 nt
Organism: Aspergillus caelatus
Lineage: Eukaryota; Fungi; Ascomycota; Eurotiomycetes; Eurotiales; Aspergillaceae
Product: FMN-dependent alpha-hydroxy acid dehydrogenase family protein
Exons: 3
Coding region: 40-1506 (488 amino acids)
Molecular function (GO): oxidoreductase activity
Source: RefSeq, a predicted model, not a curated record